This is a messenger RNA of Morus notabilis, 2566 nucleotides long. RefSeq names its product 5-methyltetrahydropteroyltriglutamate--homocysteine methyltransferase. The transcript has 12 exons. The record is from RefSeq and is a predicted model, not a curated record. NCBI's taxonomy places the organism in Eukaryota, Viridiplantae, Streptophyta, Magnoliopsida, Rosales, Moraceae. Gene Ontology annotation, molecular function: 5-methyltetrahydropteroyltriglutamate-homocysteine S-methyltransferase activity; zinc ion binding. The coding region runs from base 118 to 2415 and encodes 765 amino acids.
UCUCUUCGUUCACUCGCGCCGUUGAGCUCUUCUCUUCUCACCUUCACACCAAUCGCCUUCUCUUCUCUCCAUUUCUCACCUUCACGCCUCUCCUUCGUCCGCUUUUCCUUUAGAGCAAUGGCAUCCCACAUCGUCGGUUAUCCCCGUGUGGGACCCAAGAGAGAGCUCAAGUUUGCGUUGGAAUCUUUCUGGGAUGGGAAGAGUAGUGCUGAGGAUUUGCAGAAGGUGGCAGCAGACCUCAGGGCAUCCAUCUGGAAGCAGAUGUCUGAAGCUGGGAUCAAGUAUAUUCCUAGCAACACCUUCUCCUACUAUGAUCAGGUGUUGGACACCACAGCCAUGCUAGGUGCUGUACCCCCAAGAUAUGGUUGGAACGGUGGUGAGAUUGGCUUUGAUGUUUACUUCUCCAUGGCUAGGGGAAAUGCCUCUGUUCCGGCCAUGGAAAUGACCAAGUGGUUUGACACCAACUACCACUACAUUGUCCCUGAAUUGAGCCCAGAAAUUAAGUUCUCUUAUGCAUCACACAAGGCAGUCGAGGAAUACAAGGAGGCAAAAGCUCUUGGGGUUGAGACUGUACCAGUCCUUGUUGGCCCAGUAUCUUACUUGUUGCUAUCAAAACCAGCAAAGGGAGUUGAGAAGUCCUUUUCCCUAUUGUCUCUCAUUGGCAGUAUUCUUCCUGUCUACAAGGAGGUUCUGGCUGAACUCAAGGCUGCUGGUGCUACCUGGGUCCAGUUUGAUGAGCCCACUCUUGUGAAGGAUCUUGAUGCUCACCAAUUGCAAGCAUUUACUCACGCCUACUCUGAGCUUGAAUCAUCUUUAUCCGGUUUGAAUGUUGUGAUUGAAACGUACUUUGCUGAUGUUACUGCUGAGGCAUUCAAAACACUUACUGGUUUGAAGGGUGUUACUGGGUAUGGAUUUGACCUGGUCCGAGGAACAAAGACCCUUGAUUUGAUCAAGGGCGGAUUUCCUUCUGGGAAAUACUUAUUUGCUGGGGUGGUUGAUGGAAGGAAUAUAUGGGCCAAUGAUCUUGCAUCUUCCCUCAGUACUCUGGAGGCUCUGGAGGGAAUCGUUGGAAAAGACAAGCUUGUUGUCUCCACAUCCUGCUCUCUUCUCCACACUGCUGUUGAUCUCGUGAAUGAGACCAAGUUAGACAAAGAGAUCAAGUCAUGGCUUGCAUUUGCUGCUCAAAAAGUAGUUGAAGUAAAUGCCUUGGCUAAGGCCCUGGCUGGACAAAAGGAUGAGGCUUUCUUCACUGCCAAUGCUGGAGCUCAGGCCUCAAGAAGAUCCUCCCCGAGGGUGACAAAUGAGGCUGUCCAGAAAGCUGCUGCUGCUUUGAAGGGCUCUGACCACCGUCGUGCCACAAAUGUGAGUUCCAGGCUGGAUGCCCAGCAAAAGAAGUUGAACCUUCCUGCUCUUCCGACCACCACAAUCGGUUCCUUCCCUCAGACCCUCGAGCUAAGAAGAGUCCGUCGUGAAUACAAGGCUAAAAAAAUCUCUGAGGAAGAAUAUGUCAAUGCCAUUAAGGAGGAAAUUAAGAAAGUGGUCAAGCUCCAAGAGGAGCUGGACAUUGAUGUUUUGGUACAUGGAGAGCCAGAGAGGAAUGAUAUGGUUGAAUACUUUGGAGAGCAAUUGUCUGGUUUUGCCUUCACUGUCAAUGGGUGGGUCCAAUCUUAUGGGUCCCGUUGUGUCAAGCCACCUAUCAUCUAUGGUGAUGUCAGUCGCCCCAAGCCCAUGACCGUCUUCUGGUCGUCGUUUGCUCAGAGUACAACUAAGCGACCUAUGAAAGGAAUGCUCACUGGUCCUGUAACCAUUCUGAACUGGUCGUUUGUUAGAAAUGAUCAGCCAAGGUUUGAGACCUGCUAUCAGAUUGCUUUGGCCAUCAAGGAUGAAGUUGAGGAUCUUGAGAAAGCUGGUAUCACUGUUAUCCAGAUUGACGAGGCUGCUUUGAGAGAAGGUUUGCCUCUUAGGAAGUCCGAGGAGGCUUUCUAUCUCAAUUGGGCUGUUCACUCUUUUAGAAUCACCAAUUGCGGUGUCCAAGACACUACCCAGAUUCACACCCACAUGUGCUAUUCAAACUUCAAUGACAUCAUCCACUCGAUUAUCGACAUGGAUGCCGAUGUGAUCACGAUUGAGAACUCGAGAUCGGACGAGAAGCUCCUCUCGGUGUUCCGCGAGGGAGUGAAGUAUGGUGCGGGCAUUGGCCCUGGUGUGUACGACAUCCACUCUCCAAGGAUCCCAUCCAGAGAGGAAAUCGCAGACCGAAUCAACAAAAUGCUCGCUGUACUCGAGAGCAACAUCCUCUGGGUCAAUCCUGACUGUGGCCUCAAGACACGCAAGUAUUCUGAAGUCAAGCCUGCCCUUAGCAACAUGGUUGCUGCUGCCAAGCUUCUUCGCUCCCAGUUGGCCAGUGCCAAGUGAGCUUUUUACGGCGUCUGCGUUCCUGAUGAUAAUAAGUGAUAUUGGUGAUUUUGUUUUGUUGUGAGGGAAAAUUUUCUCUUCAAGUUUGCGGAUUAUAAUAAUCCAUCAGCCAUUUUUGGUUGAAGUAUUUUCUUGUAUUAGGCGAUGUCGU